UAAUAUUGGACGACCAUCCUUCAGGAUAGGAAUACUAUCACAUAAUAUAUUUCCUUUUAAAAAUAUUUAUACAUGUAUCUUUUAGUGGAAUGGAAGCAAGACAAGAAAAAUAAGCAAUAUUUACCUAGCAGUUUUGUGUUACCCGCUAAAGGUCUGAUGUUGAAACCGUAAUACCACAGUCUGUUGUGACUGCAGGGUCUUUUUGCGAAACUUUUGGAAUCUUUUUUUCUAGUUAUCUGGUACCAGAUGGUUGAAGAUGUGUAGUGGUUGCAUAUCCUAUUUGUUAAAAGAAGCUAAUUUGUUUUGUAUUUAACAUCUAAAAUAAGGUAUGUGUAUUAAUCUGGGCCCAAAUUAUUCCAGGUGUUCCAAUAGAGAUCCAAUUAGGGCAAUUUGUUCUCACCUGUAGUUUCAUCUGAGAGACAUAAAAGGGUCGCGUAUUGUAUAUUUCAUAUAGAUAUCCAGAUGCAUAUUGCUGAUGUUCUUUAUUAGUUAAGAAUGCAUUCCGUUACUUAGAUAGCAAAUUAUAUAUAUAAUUACAUUUCUCCUUUCGCAACUGCAUCCACCUGAAAGCCGUUCAUUAUUCAUGUGGCCUUGAUACAUGUCCUCGGAGUUGGAGAUAAAGGAUCAGUGGAUAUGCGGCACCGGACUCCCACUGCAAUACAAUACCACGGUAGUAAGAGAGGGCCAGACCAACUUUGUUAGACCAGGAGUGCAGACCCUCCCUGUGCCCUGUGUGAUGCUAAAGAAUGAGAUGUGGCCAAGUGGUGUUGCUGAGGAUGCCACACGUCUCGUGGGCAACACAGGAAGCUGCGACAGCAUGGUUGGCUUCAACUCCACUCCUGUGAGUGUGGGCACUCCCAUCAGCCAGAAGAAUGACAACAUAGGGCACCUUUCUCCAGAGGAGUGGGAGUGCCUCAUGUUCCUGGAGAAAACCAUUGAAUCCCUGGAGGCUGAGGAGAACAUCGAGGUGUCCAUUGACAAUGCAGACUGCCUGCCCUUUGUCGCUGGCAGUCUGACUGCAAAAAAAGACCAGGUCCCUUCCCUCAUGGUCAACAGCAAACUGGAGGAUGUGCAGAACUGUCCGCAAAAUGACCCAGAAACCACGAUGACCAAAGACAGAAAGAACUCUCCAAGCAUUCGAGUAGCCACUCCGCUCGUCCUGGUUAUGGAUGGCCAGCCCAAGGUUGGACCAAAACUAUCUCCUGGAAAGUUGGACUCAUGUAUCAAGGCAGCGGCCGAUGGCAUGAAUGAAGAGGUCUCUCCGAGCUCCCAUAGUGAGACCAAGGCAGUAGGGAGUCCGACUGUUGGAACAACCCAAGCUGCUCAGAACGAUCCCACUUCUGAUUUUGCUUCUCCCAGAGGGCCCUUGUCUUACGAGGAGCUUGUACAGAUCCGGAUGAGUGCCUCUAUGAAGAGUGCCCAUAGUCGUGCCUUGUCCGCGGAGAAGCCCAAACGAUCUGCACAUCCUCCUGUCGAUAUUCACCCACACAAUGUUAGUGCCCAUAUCUCCAGCUCAGUCAUAUCAGAGCAGCCCAAAACCAUCAAUGAAAGCUUCACACUAAAGUCCACCCCUCCCGUUGUUCCUCCCAAACCCAAACUGUCAGCAUUUAGCAUGUUUAACAAGACCCACACCCCGGUUACUGAAGACUCUUAUUCUGACACAAGCUACUUGGCAACAUCUCCCAGUGAAAGGAUUAUAAUGGACCCCCAGAGAGUGAGGAAGGAAGCCUUGCGCAAGCUGGGCCUUUUGAAGUCAGACGAGGCCAAUCCAGACACCCUCAUUGGUGUAGCUCAUUCGAGAAGGCCUCGUCAGUCCUCUGAGCCAGGUCUGUGCCAUCAUGAGCCAGAGCUUCCCAAAAGGAGCCCUGGUAAAAUGCAGCGGACCCCGAAUGUACAGACUACCACGUCAGCACCAUCAAACCCAUCCCCUGCAAGCAUCUCCGAGAUCAAAACAGCCACCCUAGGUCGUUUCAGCUUGGGUCCAGGAGGCUCCUCAGGCGAGAAUGUGGCCAUCAACUUCCGCAACAGCCGGCCACGGCCAUCCUCCCUGGGAAACCAGAAGGACUUUGAGGACAUCCAAGAGGUCAGGCAAAAGCCUACUGGGGUCAAGGCCCUGGGACCCAGCGAGGCUGUUAGGCAGCCCCACAGUGUAAGCAUGGUGAAUAAGCCCUACUGUCAAUUAGGGGACGAUCGACAAGAAGCCCUGAGGAAGCUGGGUCUGCUAAAGAACUAAGAGGAUCAGGGGGCAACAGCAGGCUGGACCCUCCUACAAGCAAGAAUGGGAACUUUCCUCCAUUUUGUUCUGGUACCUAAUUAAUAAGUCAUGUCAGUGAUUUUAAUAAUCUGUGUGAUUCCACAAAGAUGGUGUUACAGGAAAAAAACAGAAGUCUGAUAACCAAGUAUAAAGCAGGGUUUAGGCACCAAAGCCAAUAUUAUUGUGAUUUUCGUUGUGCCAUCUCCCAGACCGAUUUUUAACGGACAGUACCCUUUUUACCACUCAUACGAUGUUCAUAUAAGUUAUGUAAAUUUCCCAAUAACUGACGGAGAAACAUUGUACCAUUUUCCUGGAAUACCUUUAAAAAAUUUCUGUGCAAUAUUUUUUGGUAAAUACACAAUGAUUUUUUAUAAUAGUCAUAAUUUCAGCUUAUUAUUCACUGUAAGGAAGGUUAUCACACUUCACAGAAGAGUCUGUAUAAGUUGUGUUCUACUUCCUGAUAUGUGUUUCUUCAGUUUAUUCAACACAAUCUUUUGCCCUCAUCUUUAAAACAUAUUGUUUUCCCCCAUACCUUAUUUAAUAUUUAAUUUAAGCUGCUAGCUGGGCUGUUUACUUUGGCACCAAGUGUCCCUGACUGAGUUAACACCCGUCUAUUUGCAGUCUCUCUUCAUAAGGAACUGGUUUUUCCUGUGCCUUUUCAAAAUGGUUUUGGUAAUUAGAUAAAAUUUUCAAAUGAUA
Brienomyrus brachyistius is the source of this 2953-nucleotide messenger RNA. RefSeq names its product specifically androgen-regulated gene protein-like. The record is from RefSeq and is a predicted model, not a curated record. The transcript is spliced from 4 exons. Bases 599 to 2233 code for a protein of 544 amino acids. NCBI's taxonomy places the organism in Eukaryota, Metazoa, Chordata, Actinopteri, Osteoglossiformes, Mormyridae.